This is a messenger RNA of Scomber japonicus (chub mackerel), 2957 nucleotides long. Its product is annotated as protein bicaudal C homolog 1-like. Gene Ontology annotation, molecular function: RNA binding; protein binding. The record is from RefSeq and is a predicted model, not a curated record. The transcript has 21 exons. NCBI's taxonomy places the organism in Eukaryota, Metazoa, Chordata, Actinopteri, Scombriformes, Scombridae. Bases 1 to 2928 code for a protein of 975 amino acids. Gene Ontology annotation, cellular component: cytoplasm.
AUGGCUGCCCAGUGCGACACUUUAAGCGGAUACUUGCAGCAGUCGGACCAGGGCUCAAACAGCGAGCGCAGUACCGACUCUCCUCUCCCGGGAUCAGAGGAAGAUCUGAGCGGACCCCAUCCGCUGCCAGACCCGGAGUGGACUGAGGAGAGGUUUCGAGUGGACCGCAAGAAGUUAGAAGUCAUGUUAUUAGCUGCCUCUGAGGGGAGAGUCAACGGAGGGGAGGAUUUCUUUCAGAAGAUCAUGGAUGAGACCCAAACACAGAUAGCCUGGCCAUCCAAACUGAAAAUCGGGGCCAAGUCUAAAAAAGAUCCUCACAUCAAGGUGUGCGGGAAGAGGGAGAAUGUGAGGGAAGCCAAAGACAGAAUUAUGUCUGUGCUUGACACAAAGAGUAACAGGGUAACUCUGAAGAUGGAUGUCUCCCAUACGGAACACUCCCAUGUUAUUGGCAAAGGUGGCAACAACAUCAAGAGAGUGAUGGAGGAGACUGGGUGCCACAUCCAUUUCCCCGACUCUAACAGGAACAACCAGGCAGAGAAAAGCAACCAGGUGUCCAUUGCAGGCCAGCCAGGAGGGGUUGAGGCAGCUCGAGUAAAAAUAAGGGAGCUGCUCCCUCUAGUGCUGUCUUUCGAGCUUCCAGCCAUUAUGCAGUCUGACCCCAGCUCACCCACCGUGCAGCACAUCUCGCAGACCUACAACCUCACAGUCUCCUUCAAGCCCCCAACACGCCUGUAUAGGGCCACUGGUGUGGUCCGUGGCUCACAGAAUAACGCCAACGCGGUCAAGCGGGGUACAGCUUUGCUGUUGGAGCACUUGGCUGGUAGCCUGGCAAGUACCAUCUCAGUCACCACCCACCUGGAUAUUGCCCCCCAGCACCACCUCUUCAUGAAGGGCCGCAAUGGCAGCAACAUCAAGCACAUCACCCAGAGGACGGGAGCCCAGAUCCACUUCCCUGACCCCAACAGCCCCCAAAAGAAAUCCACAGUCUACAUCCAGGGCACCAUUGAAUCGGUCUGCCUGGCACGGCAGUACCUCAUGGGCUGCUUGCCUCUGGUGCUUAUGUUCGACAUUAAAGAGGACAUUGAGGUGGAGCCUCAGUGUAUCACAGCACUAAUGGAGCAGCUGGAUGUCUUCAUCAGUAUCAAACCCAAGCCAAAACAGCCCAGCAAGUCUGUGAUAGUCAAGAGUGUGGAGAGGAAUGCAGUGAACAUGUACGAAGCCCGAAAAUUCCUCUUGGGUCUCGAGAGCAAUGGGGUGUCUUCCUCCUCACCAUCUGUGGCGUUGAAUACCGCCACCAACCAGUCCCCGUCCCUCAUCUGCCCCGUUGGCCUGGACAUCCUGGCCUCAGCUGGCCUGGGGCUGAGCAAUCUGGGUUUUCUGGGUGCGACAGCAGCCCAUUCCCUCACCAAUUCUGCUGCCCCAAACGCUGUCCUCAACAGCUUAAACUCCUCCAUGAGCCCUCUGCAGACCCCAAGCCCAAGUACACCCACCCCCUCCCCUUCCCUCUGGCCCAGUCCUCUCACCAAUACCCAAGGCUUCUCAUCUCAACUAAUGCUGCACCCUGCCACCCAGGCCACCCUGAGUAGCAUCCUGCUGUCAGGUGUGCAGGGUUACACACAGAGUACACCAUCUCCUCCACCUGGCCUGGCCCCCAUAGACAAGCAGCCCAACGGGGUCCCUGACUGCACCAAGGGCCCCUGCACUCUCAACGGUGUUGUCAAGCACCCUGGCUCAGUCUAUGGGAGGAUAGCAACUGCAUCACUUGCAGAAACUGUCUUGAGUCCAGCCCCAUGUGACUCGGUCCAGGAGGCCAGCGGACACAAUCCAUCAGAGCCGCUGUCCAGCAAGUCCAGCCCAGAUGAAGGCUCUGACACAUUUGUGGAAGUGGGCAUGCCCAGAAGCCCCUCUCACUCGGCCAACGGGAGUGAGCUGAAGCAGAUGCUGGCUUCAUGUAAGACGUCGUCAGGGAAGCGACAAGCUGUGGAGCUCCUGCAGGGCACCAAGAACUCCCAUCUACACUCUGACUGUCUCCUUUCUGACACUGAGUCCAGUUCAUCAGACAGUCCUGUAGCUGAUAAGAGGGCACCAGGUAGUGAGCGGGCAGCUGAGAGGGCAGCACAGCAGAACGAGAGGGAGAGAAUCAGACUGGCACCACAGACAUCCUUUGCCAACAUGCAGGCAUUUGACUAUGAACAAAAAAAGCUGCUAGCAACCAAAGCUAUGUUGAAGAAGCCUGUGGUGACUGAGGUGCGGACCCCCACCAACACUUGGAGUGGUCUUGGUUUCUCAAAGUCGAUGCCAGCCGAGACAAUCAAGGAGUUGCGGAGAGCCAAUCAUGUCCCAUACAAGCCCAGCAUGAGCACCACCUAUGAGGGUUCCCCACUGUCCUUGUCUCGAUCCAGCAGCAGGGAAGGCGUGGGAAACGGCAGUGACUCUGACAACUGGCGAGAGAGGAACGGCACUGGUAACGGUCUGCCGAGCCACACCGAGUUCCCCACUGCUGUCAGCAGCCCAAAGAGGAAGCAGAACAAAUCUGUUGCAGAGCAUUAUCUCAGCAGCAGCAACUACAUGGACUGCAUCUCUUCAGUAACCGGCAGCAACGGCUGCAGCCUGAACUCAUCUCUGAAAGGUUCAGACCUGCCUGAGCUCUUCAGCAAACUGGGCUUGGGGAAGUACACAGACGUCUUCCAACAACAAGAGAUUGACCUCCAGACAUUCCUAACUCUAACAGACCAGGACCUGAAGGAAUUGGGCAUCACUACCUUUGGAGCCCGCAGGAAAAUGCUGCUCGCCAUCUCAGAACUAAAUAAAAACCGGAGGAAGCUAUUUGAGCCACCCAUCAGAUCUUCCUUUCUGGAAGGGGGAGCGAGUGGUCGCCUCUCCCGUCAGUUUCAUGCAGACAUGGCCAGCGUCAGUGGGCGAUGGUAGGUGCCGUCAGACCUCCAGGCUAUCCCAGA